GUUUAAUAACUUUUAUUAUGGGACUAACUGGCUGUGUUUCAUUCCGAAUAGUACAGCACUAAAAAUCAAAUGUGGUGCUGUUUGGAACAAAGCCCCUGCUACAAUUGGUUAGAGGAAGCUCAUUUCCAGUGAUAUGAUUGGAUAAUAGAGUUUACUCAUCAGUAAUUGGAUAGUGAUGUUGACUGACAAAAUAAUAACUAAUGACAGAGCAGAAGGCGGGAUUUGUUGUGAUACUGUGGGGAAAAAAAACGCCGGUGACAGCUGGAGAUAGAGAAUUACAAACUCAUCUCGUACAUCACAUUCCGGCACCUUGUAUUAAUGAAACACCGGUUUAAAAAAUGAAAGAUGUCCCGGGAUAUCUGGUCCUUCAGCAGAGCACGAGCGCAAGCCCUGAAAUGGCGGCUCAGUGGCACGCGCUUGAAGAUCUGUACAACAGAAAAUUGUGGCAUCAGUUAACUCUGAAGUUGACUGAGUUUGUGAAAGACCCUUAUUUUAAUUCCGGAGACACUCUUGUCCAGCUCUAUGAAAACUUUCUCAGUGAUUUUGAGCACAGAAUAAACCCCCUCUCUCUGGUGGAAAUUAUUUUGUAUGUUAUCAGAAAAAUCACUGACCCAAAUGAUGCAAUAACCUUUCUUGAGAAAACCAAAGAAAAGGUGAAGAGCAGUGACCGAGCUGUAAUCUUAUGCAAAACAACAAUUGGGUGUCUGAAAUUAGAGAUCAAUGAUCUUACUACAACUAAGAAACUGAUAGAGGAAGUGGAGGAGAUGCUAAAUAAUUUGCCUGGUGUAACAUCAGUCCACGGGCGUUUCUAUGAUUUGUCCAGCAAGUAUUAUCGAUUUGUGGGAAACCACGCGCUGUACUACAAGGAUGCGCUGCGAUAUUUAGGCUGCGUAGAUAUAAAAGAUUUAUCUGAGACCGACAAACAGGAGAGAGCAUUUACACUGGGGCUCGCGGGACUGCUCGGCGAAGGAGUGUAUAAUUUUGGAGAACUCCUCAUGCAUCCAGUGUUGGAGUCUUUAAGAAACACAGACAAGCAGUGGCUUAUAGAUACACUGUAUGCUUUUAACAGUGGCAACGUCAUCAAGUUCCAGGCUUUAAAGACAGCCUGGGGUCAGCAGCCAGAUCUUGCAACUCAUGAGAUCAAACUGAUGCAGAAGAUACAGCUACUCUGUGUAAUGGAGAUGACUUUUACACGGCCCACCAAUAACAGACAGCUCUCAUUCCAAGAAAUUGCACAGAGUGCCCAAAUCCCAGUAAAUGAGUGGAGUGAUGCGGUUGCAGGGAGAAGAGGUGAAGAAGGUGGAGGUGGAGCUGCUCAUAAUGAAAGCACUCUCAGUUGGAUUGAUAAAAGGCAGCAUCGACGAAGUGGAUCAAACUGUUCAGAUGACAUGGGUUCAGCCAAGAGUACUUGAUUUACAACAGAUUAAGGGCAUGAACGAUCGUCUGGACUUGUGGUGUAAAGAUGUGAAGAACAUGGCGGUGUUACUGGAACAGCAAGCCCAGGACAUCCUCACUUAACACAGCAUACCAUUCCUAUCAGCACUGAGUCUCGUCACAUUUCUUUUUCUGUGUUUACUUUUCACAUUGACAAUAAUGACUUUUAUUUUCGCACUUAAUAUGAGCAUAUAUUUUCUGUUAGUUCCUGUACUAUUUAAAUGUAGCAUUUUUUUAUGUUGCUUUUUCUGGAUGCAUUUGAAUGCUAGAAUAGCACCUGACUUAAAUGUCGAUGUAUUUAUCAUUCCUGCAAAUGCAAUUUCAGUCCAUAAUGAGAAAUAUUUAAUUUUAAAUAAAAUUAAAAAAUUCGUCCAUACUCAUUUUCAUCAAGAUAAAAUAUAAUAUAGCUUGGAGUACAAUAUAACUGUUCUUGCUGUUCGAGGUUUUGAAAUAAAAUAUAAACCUGCUUUAUGGAAACAUAAGUCUUAAAUAUACUGUGCAUAUUUAAAGCUUGUCCAAUUUGAUUUCCAUAUAGUGAUUUAAAUAUUUAUUUGUCUGUUGCUGUGCAAAACAAGAUUAAUCUGCAGCUAAUUGUAAAUAACUCAAAUAUAUUUCAGGGUUAAAAAAAUAAAUGGAUCAGUUAAGCUGACCAGAAUUUGGACUACUAAUAUACAGAUGGGUGAAAAAUGAAGGGAAGAAACAGCUGUUAUGCUGUGAGGGGAGGUCAUUUAUUUAUUUUACUGGAAUGAUUUAUCUUACUUCAAAAAGUGUAUCAAGGCUAAAGUUUCUGUCUGAAUGUCCUUAUCUUUUGAUGAACUAUGUUUGUCGUUUCGGGUGUGGUUUUUUACCUAGAUGCUUUCUCCCCAUUCACAGUGCUCACUGAAUGCUAAUAUAAAGAUUAGAAUAAUGUACAUUAUGUGUAAUGCUCUUUACGCUCACCAGCUCUCAACCUAUUGAACAACUGGAGAUUAUUGGAGGAUCAGCGUUCAUCACUCCGGAAAUAUGUGGAAUCUACAUCAGGUGGUUUUGAUACUGUUCUGGUGGCUCAUGGUGGUUAAACCACUUAUACACCAACGAAAUGUUGUUUUUUCUUUUCUCAUCCGUUUGAAAAUGUACUUUUUCAGCCUCGUAUUGUACACGCUCUGUAUUAGUGACUCAAAUCAAACUUGUAACCUGAAGGUCUGUGUAUCAUAUUUGAAACAAGAAUAAAACUUGAUAUUCGAUUA
Molecule: messenger RNA, 2660 nt
Organism: Silurus meridionalis
Lineage: Eukaryota; Metazoa; Chordata; Actinopteri; Siluriformes; Siluridae
Product: 26S proteasome non-ATPase regulatory subunit 13-like
Exons: 14
Coding region: 339-1412 (357 amino acids)
Biological process (GO): ubiquitin-dependent protein catabolic process
Cellular component (GO): proteasome regulatory particle, lid subcomplex; cytosol; nucleus
Molecular function (GO): structural molecule activity
Source: RefSeq, a predicted model, not a curated record